Messenger RNA from Racocetra fulgida, 211 nucleotides. NCBI's taxonomy places the organism in Eukaryota, Fungi, Glomeromycota, Glomeromycetes, Diversisporales, Gigasporaceae. The record is from the annotation of a GenBank genome assembly.
AUUUGAUUUGUCUAGAGGUGAAAAUAAUAAAGAAAAUACUGAUUUAUUGACUGGACUUUUAGAAGCUGCCAACCAAGAAAAAUACGAGUACACGAAUCAAGAACUUAGAGAUGCAAUAGCUACAUUUUUUGAUAUCCAAAAAAAAGCUAGAGAAGAAGCAAUGAAUGUUUUAGAAAAUGCUUCAAAAAUACCAACUUCUGAUAACCUUAAG